UCCAGUAAAAGUAAAGUUAUUUCCCAUGUCGAUCUGCUUGCAAUUCAUAGAUGACGUAGUAUACAGCUCACGGUGCACCUACUGCAGCUGCAUAUAAUCGAAUGCCUGUGUACCUAUACGAUUUUGCGCUCUUUCAAAAACUAAUUUACAUCUUAUUAUUUUUUAAUUGCUUUACUCGUGCACUUAAAUCUAGCGCAUAUACGAUGUCAAAUUUCAAAUAUUCCGUCUAUGUAAUAUGCACAGCAGUAUUAGCUACAACUUUCCAGGUUUGCUCAGGUCAGUUUGCGCCGACAUUUUUCCAAAGUUCCUAUCAGUUUAACAAUGGAUUCUGCUAUCCGGGGCAAAAUGUCGCAACAAUAACAGCGAAUAAUAAUGGCUUAAGCAGUGUUACAUAUUCCGCUGAUCCCGGUAGUGGGUACUUCGUGACCGUUAACUCCAUCACCGGACAGAUCCAACUCUCUACUCUCACAUCGAGUUUCCUUCAGUUUACAUUCCGGGCUACCAAUCAAUACGGAUCUAACACGGUACCGGUAACCAUUUACUGCUCCAAUACCGGCACCGGCACCGGUGUCAAUAUCGUCACCGGCACCGCUAUCAAUAGCGGCAGUUUCGGUGGUCCAACCUUUCUGCAACCGUCUUACACCUUCACCGUGACCAGUUGCUCUACGGGAUUCUAUAACAACAACGCUAACGUGGGAACAGUAUAUGCCAAUGGUGCUCAGUAUUAUACGCUUUCGGGAGGAAAUAAUUUAUUUUCAAUUAGCCCAACCGGGUUGAUUACGCUGAACGGAAUUGCUACUCCUGGAUACUACACGCUAACAGUAACUGCGUACGGCACAAGCGGUAUUCCGUCGACGACUACCGUUUCGGUAUACCUGUCCUGCAGCGGAAACACUUAUCCGAACUAUCCAUACUACCCGACCUACCCAACAUAUCCCACAUACCCUACCUAUCCCACUUACCCCACAGCUAGUCCAGUGUUUCAGCAGUCUAGCUACACAUUCAAUUCGGCGCCCCUUGGCUCCGGUCAAUGUAUUAAUCAGGGCGCUGUCAUCGGGACAAUCUACGCCUCCAAUGCGUACUCGUAUGCGGUAACCGGCGGACCAACGGGACUGUUUUCCGUUUCCAACACCGGGCAGAUUUCUCUGAACACAGCGGCAACGGGAGGAUAUUAUUCAAUAACAGUUACCGCCUACGGACUAAGCGGUGGAUCAGCCAGUGUACCGGUUACAAUUAAUAUUUUAUGCAAUGUUAUACGACGAGCGCCUGUUUUUGGCAAAUGAAAGUAACACCAAAUUGCUGACGGUCAGUUAACCAGUCAUUACGGAUUGCGAUAUCAGAAACUGCUCAAAUAAAUGUUAGCCACAUUUUUCUGCGUUGGGGAAAAAGGUGCCUAAAUUCUUACAUAAACUGCAACAACAAUCUUCGUAGCAGUUAUUUGCGUAGCGUACAGAGUACAAUACUUGUAGUCAGUUGUAGACGAUCCAAUGAUCCU
Molecule: messenger RNA, 1495 nt
Organism: Paramacrobiotus metropolitanus
Lineage: Eukaryota; Metazoa; Tardigrada; Eutardigrada; Parachela; Macrobiotidae
Exons: 3
Coding region: 102-1283 (393 amino acids)
Cellular component (GO): membrane
Molecular function (GO): calcium ion binding
Source: RefSeq, a predicted model, not a curated record